UUUUUAACUUGCUCAGUUGAAAGUACGACAAUAAUUUAAUUGCCAUUUAGUCGUCAAUCCCAGUGCAUUAAUAUCCUUUCGUUUGGUGUGUGUGACAAGAAAUUUGUCAAUCAAAUAAUAAUAAUAACAAUAGCAAUAAUAUAUUUUAAAGAAAAAAAUUAAAUAUAAAAUUUUAAGGUAAAACAAAUAACGUCUGGCUCGAGUUGAGUUAUCAGACUGCCAUUGACAAUAAACAUAACUUGUUCGAUGUCGAUUAAUAACAUUGAACUGAUGUAGAAAACAUCAUGUCUAUCAUUGAGAUAAAAUUUUCAAAAUUCGACAAUACACCAUGGGGCUUUCGACUGGCGGGUGGAAGUGAUUUUCCUCAACCAUUGACGGUUAUUAAAAUAAUUGAAGGAAGUCUUGCGGAAUGUAUGGGACUAAAACCUGGUGAUGUUGUCGUUAGACUCAAUGAUGUUGCUGUUAGUGGUAUGACCCAUGGUCAGGCUCAUGAAGCGCUCAAGAUAGCUGGAAAUAAUUUCAGCUUGUCGGUGCACAGAACGCAAGAAGCACAACAGGCUGUUGAUGCAAUCCAAGAGGAUAACAUUGUUCCUUACACGAUUCCUUUGGAAGAAUUAAAGCCAAUAACUCCUGAGAGUGAUUCAAGUGACGAGAGUUUUUCGGAUUCUGAUGAGGAGGAACAGGACGAAGAAGAGAAACAAGAAAAAAAAGAAUUAUCACCAAAAUUAAAUGAAAAAGAACCAACACCAGUUAAUGAUAACGGUGAUGUUAAAUCAAAUAAAGAAAUAACUGACGAAGAAAUUGCACAAUUAAUUCUUGAAGAAGAAGAAUUAUUACCUGCUGGUGAACAAGGAGUUCUUGGUGUUAAUUUUAAAAAAUUAAGACCACGUUUACCUGGAUUAAAAGAAUCAAAAGUUUUAGAAGAAUUACAAAAAUUAGCUGUUGAAGAAGCACCAAAAAUUCAAGAAUUAAAACGUACAUCAACAUUUUUACAAAAACCAGAAAGACCAAUACCAAAAAGUAAAGAAGAUAAUAAACAAGCAAACGAUUAUACUGGUGGAUAUAAAGUUAUUAUUAAAAAACAACCAAAAAAAACAGUUACAGAAAGAUUAUUAGCAAGUGGUCGUUUAGAGCCAUUAAAAACACCAGAACCAACAAUGAAUACACCAUCAAUAACACCAGAACCAACACAAUGCUCAAGACCAGAAUCAGCAGCAUCAAGAGUCUAUGAAAUACCAAUUGAAGUUGAAGGACGUGAAUCAAAAGCAUCAACAAUCAAAGACAAUGAUAACAAUAAAAUUGAUGAUAAUGAAUUAAAAAACAAUGAAAAUAUUGAUAGUAAAGAAAGAUCACCAACACCAUGUAAUGAUGAUAAUAAUAAUAAUAGUGAAAAUGAAAAUGAUGCUGUUCAAAUAGCAGAACCACCAAAGCCAAUAUUUGAUAAAGAAAAAGUUAAAGAACUUAUUACAGCUGAAAUAAGUCUUGAAAAACAAUUGGAAAGUGUACAAAAUCAAUUAUUAGCAUUGAAACAAUUACCAAGUGAAAUUGAAAAUCAUUUAAGAAUAGUAUCUGAACAAUUAUAUAAAAUAAUGGAAUUAAGUGGUGUACAAAAUGGUAGCCAGUCUAGUUCACGUCGUGGUUCUUCAGAUGAUGAAAAAAAACAACAAGAUUCUGAGAUUAAAAAAAAUGAUAAUGAUCAGCCAGAAUCAUCUGAUAGUAAUAAUAAUAAUGAUGAUGAUGAUGAUGAAAAAAAUGAUAAUCACAGUGAAAAAUCAGAUAAUGAAAAUAGAUCUUCACCUGCAACGGUAACAAGUGAACCACCAAUUAUUAUUGAGCCUGAAAUGGAACAAGUUGGACCACCAGAGACCAAUGAACUUGAAGUUACAAUCACUGAUGAGGAUCAUCAUGUUAAAAAAUGUGUUGCAUCGUAUGAAACAAAACUCUUUAGAUCACGUGAACCAAGUCCUGCACCAUCUCAUGGAAGUUAUGAGGUGGAUCCAAAUCUCCCAGCAAAAGAUCAAAUUAUACAAGAAUUGAAGCACAGAGCAGGAGGAAGAAAGCGUUCAAAAGAACUUUGGCCCCAGGCUAAGCAGCUGGAACUAACUUAUGGACGAAGAUGGAGGUGUCCAAAUGAUUUUUUCAAUGAUGAGAUGAUAGCUGAGGUAUUGUCAGGACAAGCAGAAGUCAUUCGUGGUCGAGCACUUGGUGUUAAUUUUAAAAAAUAUGAAAAAGCAUGGCUACCAAAUUACGAUCAUUUAAUGAGCUCAAGUGUUUACAAGAUGCUUCAUAAAAUGGAACGUGAACCUAAAACUGGAAUUCCAGCACGUCCAUCAAAAGUACUUGCUGCUGAAGAUGUAAUUGAAAGUGCUAAAUCACCGGUAUUUUGAAGAUUCAACAAAAAAAAAAAUCAACAAAAAAGCCACACAUCAUCAAAUAUAAAAUCUAAUAAACUAAUUUGAGCAGAAAAAAAAAAAAAAAAAAAAUCGUCACAG
Molecule: messenger RNA, 2492 nt
Organism: Aphidius gifuensis
Lineage: Eukaryota; Metazoa; Arthropoda; Insecta; Hymenoptera; Braconidae
Gene: Zasp67
Product: probable serine/threonine-protein kinase DDB_G0286465
Exons: 11
Coding region: 285-2387 (700 amino acids)
Biological process (GO): actin cytoskeleton organization; muscle structure development
Cellular component (GO): Z disc; filamentous actin; adherens junction
Molecular function (GO): actin binding; muscle alpha-actinin binding
Source: RefSeq, a predicted model, not a curated record